CACUUGUUGAACUUGGGAGUAAUAUUAACUCCUCUACACUAGAUUAGAUCCCGAGGUUUUAUAUAUAUUGCGCUAUCCGGUCUGUAUACAGAGAACAUAAGACCCAAUGUGAAGAACCAAACCAACUAAACUAAAAAGAUAUCUCCCAAGGCAGCAAAACAAGCUCCUCGACUCUCUUAUAUCUCCUAGCGCCCAGGAAUUGCUGAACUACGACAAAAUAGCACCAGUACCUGAAAAUCCCCAAACAGUCUUAGCGCGCACCCAAAAUAAUUUAUCGCAGUUAAUUAUCAACUGAUGCAAAACGAACACCUUCUCUUCUCCAGCACCCAUAACGGCCUUAACAAUGCUGAUCAGCCUUCAAUGAACUAGCACUUCGGUCCUAAUAUAUCAAAAUGCCACCAAAUCCCCAAUCCCCGCAACCCAAACGCAUCCUCACCACCCCCUCCCCGCUCAACCCAAUCCAAUCCCCCAAAUGGUACUCCGCAGUAACCCUUGAUCUCGUCCUCAGCGUCCUGCGUCGCACAAUCCUACACCCCUGGCCAGCCUGGAUCCUUGUCCUCAGUCUUCGAGCCCAGGUCACGCCGAUCACGGAUCCGGCGUUCAUCCUCGCGACGGGGUAUGCGAUCUUUCUCACGCUGAUCGCGGUCGCGAAGGUGGUUAAUAUGCGGAUUGCAGAUGGGUUACCGAGGACGGUAGAGUUAAGUGAUGAGGUGGUUGUUAUUACGGGGGGUGCGAGUGGGUUGGGGUUGUUGAUUGCGAGGAUCUAUGCGAUGCGGGGGGUUGGUGUUGCUGUGUUGGACUUGAAGGAUGAGAAGGGGGUGGAGCUAUGCGAGGGGAUGGAGUAUUAUAGUUGCGAUGUUGGGAAGAGGGAGGAGCUGGAAUCUGUGCUGGGGAGGAUUGAGGAACAGUUAGGCACCCCCACAGUUCUCAUAAACUGUGCUGCGGCGCGCAUCAACGGUCAACCGAUUUUGUCGCUCUCCGCCGAGGCGUUCCAGAAAACCAUCCAGACCAACUUGUUUGCUGUGUUUCAUACCUGCCAGGUGUUCCUCCCUCGGAUGCUGUCUGCUCCGAAUGGUGGCACGAUCGUGAAUGUUAGUUCGGUCUUGGGCCAAUUAUGUCCAGCCGGUUUGGCAGAUUAUUCGACGAGUAAGGCCGGCCUAAGUGCGCUCCAUCGGACAUUGGAGGCGGAGCUUCGCGCAUCGGGAGAUGAUGAAAAGGUGAAAUUGAUCCUGGUUGAGCCCGGUCAGGUGGCGACACCACUAUUCGCAUCGAUCAGAACACCAAACAAGUUCAUCGCCCCGGUUCUCGAACCGGUCCGUGUCGCCCAGAAAAUUGUUUCUGCGAUAGAGGAAGGAAGGGGAGGUGUCAUCCGCCUGCCGGCGUACGCCACGCUGGUUAACUGGUACUCGGUGCUGCCUGCAGGCCUGCAGCGCAUUGCCCGGUCUUUAAGCGGAAUAGAUCAUGCCGUAGCGCAAACGUCGAGUCUAGAAUCGUACGAUGAGCCGAAAGCUGCGAACGUGGAAUGAGGUAACGAGCAAACGUGCUAGAUGCAGACGUCCAUGCAAAUACCAGACCGCAUGAUGUAUAUAAGUUGUCCUCCAAGCCAAUCCCACAUAUGAAUGGAUGUGGUAUAUCCCCUUCUCCAGAGAAAGUGACGUGCUUACUGUUCCGAGGUCAAGAUCAUCUUCUGACGCUCGCUCUGUCUUGGCUUCAGCUGGUCCUUCUUGGUGUGCUUCCGAAUAUUCUCUUGACGUCUCUUGAUGGCCGAGAGUUCCUCUCUCUUGAUCUCGCCG
This is a messenger RNA of Aspergillus alliaceus, 1793 nucleotides long. RefSeq names its product SDR family oxidoreductase. Lineage: Eukaryota; Fungi; Ascomycota; Eurotiomycetes; Eurotiales; Aspergillaceae. The transcript is spliced from 2 exons. Bases 393 to 1526 code for a protein of 377 amino acids. The record is from RefSeq and is a predicted model, not a curated record. Gene Ontology annotation, molecular function: oxidoreductase activity, acting on the CH-OH group of donors, NAD or NADP as acceptor.